CUCCCUUCCCCACGUUUGAGUGAAAAGAUCUACGAACGAGAUGAGUGCCGCCGCGACAGAUGCCGAUGCCGCGCCCAUAACCGCCGUAUACGUACCUGGACUUCCCACGGAAGUGAUCACGCAUCCCCUUGUGCUCUUGUCCAUAGUGGACCAUUACAACCGCGUGGCGAAGGACACAUCCAAGCGCGUGGUCGGUGUUUUGCUCGGCAGCGUGUCCAAGGGCAAAUGCGACGUCACCAACUCGUUUGCCGUGCCAUACGACGAAGACUUGCGCCAUCCUACAAUCUGGUACCUCGACCAUGACUACCUUGAGAACAUGUACGCGAUGUUCAAGAAGAUCAGUGCGAACGAACGCAUUGUCGGGUUCUAUUCCACGGGACCGAAGAUUCGCACGUCCGACUUGAGCUUGGACGAGCUGUUCCGUCGGUAUUGCGUCAACCCUGUGCUGGUGAUCUGCGAUGUGCGCCCGAACGUUGAGGGGUUGCCCACCACCGCGUACGGGUCGAUCGAAGAAGUCGAAGAGGACGGAAAGGCCAUCAAGCGCACGUUCAAGCACAUCAAGUCGACGAUUGCCGCCUACGAAGCGGAGGAAGUGGGGGUCGAGCACUUGUUGCGCGACAUCAACGACCCGUCAGUGAGCUCGUUGGCGGGACAGGUCAAGCACAAGAUGACUGCGCUUAACGGAUUGCAAGAGCGUGUGGACGAGAUGCGAUUGUACCUGCAACAUGUUCAGGAAGGCAAGGUGCCCGUGAACCAUCAGAUCGUCUACAACAUCCAGACGAUUUUCAACUUGUUGCCUAACUUGAACGUCGAAGAGCUCGUCCGCGCCAUGUUCGUCAAGACCAACGACAUGCAUCUGGUGAUAUACUUGUCAUCGUUGAUCCGAUGCACGAUUGCCCUGCACAACUUGGUGAACAACAAGAUCAAGUACAAGGAAUCGGAAGACAGCAAGGACGAGACGCCUGUCGUUGUCGUGGCGGCGGCGCCGCCGUCGAAGAAGGACGCGGCGGUGGAUACCAAGCCCAAGCAACCGUAAGAGGGAAAAAUAGUCGAAAGUGCAUUAAACACAAUAUGGCUGUUGCAUCGUGUCACCUACACUAAACGAGCUGGUAUCGCUUCUCCUGCCCGAGCUAAAUAUGUCGCUUGUCCCUGUGACGUAAAUGUCUCCGCCAGACGUGUACCCGCUCACAUAGAUAUCGUCGUCGUCGUCGUCUUCAUUGACCGUUGGAGGUAAUGUGGGCCUGCUUGGAAUGGCAUGCUGUUGUACGGCGAUGGAAUGAGACUCUUCUUCGUGCAUGACGGUCGAUGCCAGGAUAAUGUGACUGCUGCGACGUGCGUCAAAUAUCGAAGACCUUCCGCCAUGUAGUUUUACGGUGGUUGGUGGACCUUUCUUUCGCAUCACGUUGUCAGGCAAUGCUUCAACCGCAGACUCAGGUCCAUGACCCCAUCGCCAACGAUUGCUUCGCCCCAAUAAAAACAGGUACAACGCCGUGCCGAUCAAGAGGAUUCCGCCCACGACACACAAGAUCACAAUGGUAGUCGUGCUCGAGUUCUCGAGGAGGCGUCGCAGUGUCCACGCGGAAGGCGAAUGUAUGGAUUUGGUAGACGGAAUGGCGUUUGCUUGACGGAGAAGCAUGAGAACCGGUUGUGGGAAAC
Aphanomyces astaci is the source of this 1656-nucleotide messenger RNA. RefSeq lists its product as hypothetical. The record is from RefSeq and is a predicted model, not a curated record. Bases 41 to 1036 code for a protein of 331 amino acids. Gene Ontology annotation, molecular function: metallopeptidase activity; protein binding. Gene Ontology annotation, biological process: proteasome-mediated ubiquitin-dependent protein catabolic process. NCBI's taxonomy places the organism in Eukaryota, Oomycota, Saprolegniomycetes, Saprolegniales, Verrucalvaceae. The transcript has 3 exons. Gene Ontology annotation, cellular component: proteasome complex; proteasome regulatory particle.